GCUCUGGCUGGCCGGCGUAAAGGGGGCUAAUUUCCAGGACGUCGUCACCCUGCGGCACCAUGGUUGACGUGUGAUGGUGGGCAGGGAGGCGCGUCAUGGGGGACCCGCUGGAGGCCGUGGAGGGGUCGGACUCGGAGAUCAGCCGCCUGUUCCCCAAGUGCCGGCCUCGCUCCACCACCCACACGCCCACCACCACGCCCACUGACGCCCGCCGUUCCGACCUAAACCUCAACUGUGUCCUCGACUCCGACGACAACGACAACUACGAGCCUCAGCUCACGACUGGUGACUUGCCAAGGAUCUACGACAACGCCAAGCUGAGUCGAGACAGCGGGAGCAGCGGGCGCAUGUCGGUGGACAGCGGCUCCGGCUCCCACUCGGGCUCCACGCCGGACUCCAGGUCGGGCUCUCACUCCGGCUCCCACUCCGAGUCUGCCAAGAUGGAGCGCAGCACCGAGGACGUCGACAUGGACGUGGACGUGUCAGUCGUCAGUGCGUAUGAUGACUAUGACGACCGUUAUCUCAGGUCGUCUGUGCUGGAUUCCUCCUACGAGGAGACGCCGCCGCCACUGCCGCCCUCCUCUCGUCCCCAGCCGCAGCGCCGCGAGCACUUCCGUCUGCGAGACUCCCGCAUCGAGAUAGCCGGCGGGCGGGAGGUGUUCAGUCACAGCCGGUCUCGCCCUGCACGCCGCAGACACGACGAGUCGCAGCGGCGGAGAGGGCAGCAGCACCAGCACUACCAGAAGGAGCGCCAGCAGCAGCAGCACCAACAGCAGCCUCAGCAGCAGCAGCAACAACAGCAGCAGCAGCAACAGCAGCAGGAAGACCCCCAGUGGCCAGACUCCCCAGGAGGUAGCGAGGAGCGGAGCCGCGGGUGUUCCAUGCGUCAGUCCCCGCUGGUCUACGAGACACGGCUGGCGGGUUCUUCAGAGGUCGUUUUUGACGACAUCGGAGAGUGGGUGGCCCGCGGCCUGACCGUAAGGGCACUUGAUGACCGGCCGGCCUCUCCGAGCUCCCCCACGGCUCAGCACGCCAUGGGGCCGCCGGAUCCCGGCGACCAAGGCUACUUGGCGGCCUACGAACGGUCAACGUCACCCUCUGACUCAGACUCAACCCAAGAGUCCGCCACGCACAAGGUCACAAAGAUCGGCAAUGUUCCUAUCGCCGAGUACGAGGGGUCGCCGCGGCGGUAUGGUCCCCGCCCUUCCCCGAGAACCCACAGUCCCCGCGGGGGGCAUCACGCCCCUCCACCGCGACCGCCACGGCCUGGCUUCCCUCGGCGAGUAACUGCAGACGAGGGAGCGACCAGAGAAAGAGAAACCUCCUCUUGUGAGCCUCUGGCUGUGCUUUCCAGUGAGGUAAACUCUCCCCAGGAAGAGAACACAGAAGCUGGUGCCUCCGAGGACCCCAGCAGUGAUCAGCCGGGUCCUGACUCAUGCUCGGAGGCAGAAAGCUCGUCCCCGGCGCCGCCCGUCAUAGCCAUAUCCACCCUCACGUCCUCGUACUCAGGGAGCCUCGCCGCGCAGCCUGAGCCCGCCGCCGCCGACACUGAGAUGUACGACUACUCGUACGAAAUGUCGGAAACCAGAAAAGUCUUAGAGGAGUUCUUCAAGGAGCAAGGAGCGCGUGGAGACGAGUUCCUUGACCUUGAGUACCAUCUCAAGCGACAGCAAGGCAACAGUUACGUGGGCUUGCGGCUAGCGGCCGAAUACAGCGAGGAGCCGUCGGCGGGUGAUGGCGGCGAGCUUGAGCCUCCUGCGGUCAGCAGCACUGACCAGCAGACCACUUCCUCAGAACACCAUAUCAGUAGCUCAGAUCACCACAACACUAGUUCUGACUACCACAACUCCGUAGAUGCCCUCAAUAACCCUGUGGAGCACCACCCCAACGGCGUGGAGCAUCACAGUAACAGCGCGGAACACGUCAACAGCAGCGCGGAACUCUGCGCAAAGGAUGCCGAGGAGAUGAACAGUGAACCGGAGCCCCGAGGCGACCCGCCGCCAGACCACGCCGUCCAUCCCGACCCUGGGCUGGACCACCCCACGCACGAGGUAAGCUCAGCGUCCCCUGGUCCCUUCAGCCACCACCUCGACCUGUCUUAUGAAGCACAUCAGAGUACAGCACAAGAGCAGCAGCAGGCACCAGAUAGCUUCAGUAUUAGCAGUAAUCACAGCACUCACAGCAAUAACAGCACGCACAGCGGGGCGGGCGAUGACCCGCUGCCCGACGAGCUGCUGGAGGCCGGUGAUGACCCCCUCCAGGAGAGCAAUGAGCUGUAUGACAGGCUGAGUGAGGUAGUGGCGGCUGCCUUAGGGCGGGAGUGUCAUUCCGACGACAGGUCUGGCGACGACAUCCCAGGUCUCGAGGACUUGAACCCAGGUCUCGAGGACCUGAACCCAAGUCUCGAGGACCUGAACCCAGGUCUCGAGGACCUGAACCCAGGUCUCGAGGACCUGAACCCAGGUCUCGAGGACCUGAACCCAGGCCUCGAGGACCUGUCUAGUCACGAGGACCCCGGGCUGUUAGACCUGUCCACCGAGGGGGACCAUGACACGGCCUCCACUAAUCCUCAGACCGAAGACUUGGCCGAGGCCGAGGUGGGACUCCAGGUGGGUCACUCCCGCAACUUCACGCUGUCCCCUGAGACCACGUCCUGUGACUCUGGGGAUGUGGAGAGUGAUUACUCAGGGGUGGACCCCGAAGGGUCUGUCCACUCCUCCUCACGGGGAAUAUGUUCCGCCAUGCCUGUUUUAGAGGACGGGUUGUCUUCAGGAGAAGAAAGCGGCUUGGAAGUACCUGAAGAAGAGGAGAGCAAAGAGUCUUUGUAUGAACAGGAACAAGAGGAGCUCAAGGUUGAGUUGUUAGAGGAAGAGCAGCAGCAGCAGCGGCCUGUGGUUCGGUCUCUGGAUGAGCAGUUGUGUCGUGGUGAGCUGCCGCCUCUCAACCCACUCCCAGCGUUCAGCUCCCACAACUCACCCCUUCCCAAUGCUGCCAGUUCACCCCAUACUAAACUUCACUCACGAACUUCCUCUCAUAAUAAUACUCAGUCUCCUUCAUCUUCAACACUCAAACUCAUGAAGAAACAGAUCACAGAGAUUGAGAGGGAGAUAGCCAUGAGGAGACCAGAUGGGGGGCCCAGGAGGGGGGGGCAUGAUGGAGAGGGACCCCAGCCCCCCCUUGACCUGCACCUGCUAGAUCCUCUCAAUGAGAAGAUGCCUGAGCCGCCGCCGCCGCCUGCUCCUCACCCUCACCGUGGAGGCUCAGCCGCUGACUCUGUUGUAGAAAAUGGUAGUUCAUCCUCAACCCCAAAUCAAAUGCCAGCCGUGUCCCCCAGCCACGUCCUUGGCCACCUGCACUCUCCUCAAUACACUCCAGGUUAUGCGUGCAGCAGAGGCAAGUAUCUGCCCGCCUGCAGGAUUUCAGGGCCAAGUAGUGGUCCUCACCUCCUAAGUGCCAUGGGGUCCCUCACCAGUCCAGUGCAGCACAAGGUGGCGCCCCACAUGGUUCAGGGCCACCCAGCAGCGCACGACCUCCUCCACAACGCAGCUUCAGGCGGAGGAGUUGGCCAGAGCCGAGAAAGUGUUGAAGCAGCGAUAGCAGAUAUCAAACAAGCCAUUAGGAGAACCAAAAACUUGCCUAUCAAAUCUCAUUCACAAGAGAGGUCCCCCAUCAAUGACAAAGCUCCUGUGUGGAUACCUCGGAACAGCGGCGUGCGGCGGGACCCGUUGCAGCUGCAGCAUCAACAGCCACAGCAAACAUCACCGUCACAACAACAACAACCACCACAACAACCACAGCAACCACAGCAACAGCAGCAGCAGCAACAGCAACCUCAACAACAGCAACAACAACAACAGCAACAAACACAGCAGCAGCAACAGUCGCCCCAAGCACAGCCUCAGCACCCCAGCAACGGGCAGCAGUCUGAACAGCAGUCCCCACAGCAGCACAGCCCACAGCCACAGCAGCCCCAGUUGGAGGCGGCGGCAGCGGCAGUAGCGGCGGUAGCAGCCGAGGCCAGCCGGAGCCCUGACCCCGGGCGUCAUGAGGAGGGUGAGUGUUACCGGACUUGUGUUGCGUACUUGUUUUUUGUGGUUUGCCGGGGCGAGGCGGCUCAGGAACUGCCUCCUCGCUUCGCUCCCUUCUUGUUUCCUGGGGCGAGAGGGAACUGAAAGGGGCAGGUUUUU
Molecule: messenger RNA, 4187 nt
Organism: Eriocheir sinensis (Chinese mitten crab)
Lineage: Eukaryota; Metazoa; Arthropoda; Malacostraca; Decapoda; Varunidae
Product: alpha-protein kinase 1-like
Exons: 10
Coding region: 96-4172 (1358 amino acids)
Source: RefSeq, a predicted model, not a curated record